AUGUCCCUCCCUCCCGACUACUCCAAUGAGAUAUCCGCCCUCGACCGCGAAGUCCUGAAGCACCAGCCCCACGACAUCCUGCAGUUCUGCGCCAACUUCUUCAACCGCCGAACCGAAGCCCUGCUGUCGCAGCAGCAUUCCAGCCCCCAAGGCCGUGCAGAGAGCAGCUUCCCCGGCAGCAACCCCUUUGGCACAUCCCCCAGCGGUGCUGGCUUCGCGAAGAGCCCCAUGCAGCGCCUCGAAGAAGAAGAGGAGCACGACAACAUGACGUCGCCCACCGCCGCGACCUUUGGCAACAUCGACUUCGGCAAGCCCCGCAGCAGCAACCCCGAUGCGGGCGCCUUUGGCAACUUUGGCGGCUUCGGCGGCUCCUCCAAGAACCAGAUCACCCAGAUGCCGCCCAUUGCGGGCGACGGCCAGAACUUCCCCAGCAACUACAACACCAACAGGCGCACCUCCGUCUCCGCCGAGUCGCUGAACCCCGCCACCUCCGACAGCGAGACCUUCACUCCGCCCUUCCACCAGAAGACGCCCGACCAGCUCACGCGACUCAAGGCAUCCGUCUCCGGCAACUUCCUGUUCUCGCAUCUCGACGACGACCAGGCCUCACAGGUGCUCGGCGCCCUGCACGAGAAGCCAAUACCGUCAAAGGGCAUAAAGGUCAUCCAGCAGGGCGAUGUGGGCGACUACUUCUAUGUGGUCGAGCGGGGCUCCUUCGACAUCUACCUGAACCCCUCCGGCAAGCUCGAGGCCGGCGCAGACGGUCUCGGCAACAAGGUGGGCACUGUCGGCUCCGGUGGCUCCUUUGGUGAGCUUGCGCUCAUGUACAACGCGCCCCGUGCUGCAACAGUCAUGUCGAGCGAGCCGUCCACCCUCUGGGCCCUCGAUCGUGUGACCUUCCGCCGCAUUCUCAUGGACAGCGCCUUCCAGCGACGCCGCUUGUACGAGGGCUUCCUCGAAGAGGUCCCUCUCCUUUCAAGCCUCACACCAUACGAGCGCUCGAAGAUCGCCGAUGCCCUCGAAACAAGGAAGUACCCGCCCGGCACCACCAUCAUCCAGGAAGGCGAUGUUGGUGAGUCAUUCUACAUACUUGAGUCUGGCGAAGCCGAAGUGUUCAUUCGCGGCGUCGACCAGGCCGUCAGGCGGUACAACAAGGGCGACUACUUUGGCGAGCUAGCUCUGCUCAACGACGCACCGCGCGCCGCUUCCGUAGUCAGCAAGACCGAGGUCAAGCUCGCUACCCUGGGCAAGCACGGCUUCCAGCGACUACUGGGGCCUGUCGAGGGCAUCAUGAGGCGAAACGACCCCAGCAAAGCCGGCUUCCACGGCGACCACGUCGACCCGCUGUCAAAGGCAACAUAA
Molecule: messenger RNA, 1362 nt
Organism: Parastagonospora nodorum SN15
Lineage: Eukaryota; Fungi; Ascomycota; Dothideomycetes; Pleosporales; Phaeosphaeriaceae
Exons: 2
Coding region: 1-1362 (453 amino acids)
Biological process (GO): regulation of protein phosphorylation
Cellular component (GO): cAMP-dependent protein kinase complex; nucleus
Molecular function (GO): cAMP-dependent protein kinase regulator activity
Source: RefSeq, a predicted model, not a curated record